AUGCGCCAGGCCAACCAGCCUGGCGGUGGACUCUAUCCCGCGCCUCUGCGAGCCCACAUCGACGCCAUGAACGAGAAGCGUACCAUGCCAGCCUGUACCCGUUGUUCGAGACGCUGGACCGCGUGGAGGAGCCACUCGGAGAAGCCCGAUCACCGGCCGUAUCUGUUGGGGGCGAACAUCACCGAGGCGGAUAUCCUGCUGUACACGACAAUUGCUCGCUUCGAUGUGGCAUACUAA
Messenger RNA from Aspergillus udagawae, 237 nucleotides. RefSeq lists its product as uncharacterized. NCBI's taxonomy places the organism in Eukaryota, Fungi, Ascomycota, Eurotiomycetes, Eurotiales, Aspergillaceae. The record is from RefSeq and is a predicted model, not a curated record. The coding region runs from base 1 to 237 and encodes 78 amino acids. The transcript is spliced from 2 exons.